AACCCAAAUUCCCUCUCCUUUUGUCGAAGAAGCUGCGGAGUUGCAGAGAGAGAGAGAGAGAGAUGGCGAGUGAAGAGGAGAGCGCGGUGAAGGAGCCGUUGGACCUCAUACGGCUCAGCCUUGACGAGCGCAUCUACGUCAAGCUCCGCUCCGAUCGCGAGCUCCGCGGCAAGCUCCAUGCAUAUGAUCAGCAUCUGAAUAUGAUUCUUGGUGACGUUGAGGAGGUUGUUACCACAGUGGAAAUCGAUGAUGAAACUUACGAGGAGAUAGUUCGGACCACGAAGCGCACGGUUCCGUUCCUCUUUGUUCGAGGUGACGGUGUCAUAUUGGUGUCUCCUCCUCUAAGGACAGCGUGAUCUAAGAACAGAGGCACGACCCUGAGGUUUUGGUUCACUCCAGAGGGGCCAGUUAUCGUAGCAAUCCCAGUUCCCUGAUUUACAUUCUAUGCAAGCUGUACUGAAUUCCCGGUGUUCCUCACCACUGUUUUGUUUUAGUAAUGGUAUGGUGUGGAGCCAUCUUGCUACUCUCCGUGUAAUCAGUAGAAUUGUUUUCUUCCAUUUUUUACAAGUCGGAAGCUCCUGUCAAACUGCUGUCCGCUUAAGUUUCACCUGCUGUGAUUCUUAUUACUACGAUGAAACUUCAUGUUGGGCUUCCUGAUUUGGCGUCUGAAAAGGAUACAGUUGGAGAA
Molecule: messenger RNA, 688 nt
Organism: Punica granatum (pomegranate)
Lineage: Eukaryota; Viridiplantae; Streptophyta; Magnoliopsida; Myrtales; Lythraceae
Source: RefSeq, a predicted model, not a curated record